Molecule: messenger RNA, 6000 nt
Organism: Plasmodium gonderi
Lineage: Eukaryota; Apicomplexa; Aconoidasida; Haemosporida; Plasmodiidae
Exons: 1
Coding region: 1-6000 (1999 amino acids)
Source: RefSeq, a predicted model, not a curated record
AUGCAAAAUACUGUUGACCCUGAUAGUAUACCAAGUGGCAAUAUAAUUUCACAAAAAUGUAAUAAUGGUAUGCACAUUUUCAAUGAAGGCAAACAAAAUAGUAGUAAUAAAAAUAGAAAAGAUCAAGAGAAGGGACAAAUUGAAAAAAAUUAUUUAAUAAUACCAAAUAAGCAGAAAAAUGUACCUUAUAUCAGUGGGGACAACAUCACUGAGAAGGAUGGUAACAACAUUGCACAAAAAGAAUGUAAAAUAGUACCCACAACAAAUAAUACAUACUAUACACAUAAGGUUGAUUGUCUAAGACAUAAAAAUUCAUCCCAAAAUAUUUUAAUCAAUGAGGAGGAAGCCAGCACAAAAAAGAGCUUAGAAGAGGCUGUAAAUCGAAGGAAAAAAAUUAGCGAGAUGAUAUUAGCAAACAGCUCAUUAAAUUUAAGUUUAUCUAAUUGCAAUUUUGAAAAUUUCGAUAUUCGAAAGAAAACGUCAUUAUACAAUUCUGAUUAUGGUUGUGGAAUGGAUUUUGAAAAUCACGUGAAGUACAGCAAAAAAGUGUCCGAAGGAAAUUAUUCAGGCAUAACCAACCAAAUAGAGGAUAGGAAAGGAGAAACCACUAAUCGAUUCGGUUAUGGAAAUGAUGAUAGCAUAGGUCUGUCGAGAAAUAAUCACUUAAAUAAUUUACUACAUAGGAGUAAUCUAACAUAUAGAAUAAAGGAUCUCUCAUUAGGAAACUCGAUUUCUAUAAGAAUUGGGGACGAGGUGGGCCAAAGAAAUGACCAAAGACAUGGAGAUAAGAAAGACAAUUCUAAUGACAAUUUCAAGUGUGAUGAUGAAAUAGAUGAUUAUAAAACCUUCCUGACCUUGGAUAGCAACCAGACCAUAUUUAAAACCAAGCCACUUAAGCUUCCGGAUAUCUCCUUUCUAAAUAGUAGCAGCCGAGUUUACAAUACCUUAGAUUUUAGCAACGCAAGAGAGGAAAAUAGUACUAGUAAAAAUUUGUUCAGAAAUAAAAUUCUUUAUGAAAAAUUGGAUGGUUUAUCCUUUGAUCUAGACGAAGAGGACGACAGUGUUGGAGGAAGUAUGAACAUUAGUGAUUGCAGAGAUGUUAGUGGAGUCGUGAACUUUACUCAUGGCAUGCAUCUCAGCAGGAACAAUAAAUGGGACUCGAGAAGGAAGCUCAAUUUGUCCGCGGAGCAAAACACAGAAAAAGAUAAUGAACUGCAAAACAAAACAGGUAUGUUCGAGUGUAGUAAUAAAAACUUCUUUAACAAGAAUGUUGACUUACUCGAGCUAAAGAAGGAAAAGCAAAACAAUGUUGUUGAGAAUUAUAUAAAAAUGAAUAAAGUAGAAAAUUUCAACAGAGAGAAGCUAAUAAAUAACUGGAUUACAAGUAUCAAUCGGAUAGAUUACUCCAAUCCAAUUAGUCAUAUGCAUCAUGUUGAGGGGCCUGUUAGUAUACAUAAUGUAAGUAACACUAUGUAUAGCGAAAAUUGUCAAAAGAAUAAUAGCCAUAGAAAAAGCCAUAUACACAAAAUGAUUAAUCAGCAGAAUAAUGAAAUAAUAGGUAAAAACGCCUUUGAAUAUAAUUUUUUAAAAAAUAAUUCCAUAUGCAAUAGCAGCUAUCGUAGAAAAACUAUACAUUUAGGAGACAACAGUUUUAUGUAUAAUAAUGCACGAAAUUAUAAAAUCGAAAAAGACACAUACUAUACAAAUAGAAUUAGUAACACAAGUGACAUUUGUCCUGCCAACUACAAAUUCAGUAAUGUAUCUGAAGUUAUAUGCAAUGGUAGAAAUGAAAACCAUACAUGCAAUCAUAUGAAAUAUGGAAAUAUGUAUAUGCUAUAUGGACAACCAUAUGAUGAAAAAAAAAAUACGCAGGAAAGUAAAACAUAUCGUAGUAAUUCACAACACCACAAUUCGCAUCUUAACACCAUAGAAAGGUUUAAAGAAAUGUUAAUAAGCGUAGCAAAAGAUAAUUUAAACGAAUAUGCAAAAUGCAUACAAAGCAUUAAUGACGAAAGGUUAAAGAGUUACAAGUAUUAUAUCAAACAAGUAAAUGAUUAUAACUUUAGUCAGUAUGUGAAUGCUACGUUUAGAGAGUCCAUUCCAGUCAAAGGUAUAGAAGAAUCGGUGCUGACAAACUCAGACACGUUUUCUUCUAUGCGCAAUUCUGAGUGUGAAAACCACAAGUCUGCUUCAUCUAUCUACUGUGGUAAUAGUAGCUGUGAACAGUUAGCUAAUGUAAGUCUGGAAAGUAGUACCACGGGUAGUGCUAAUGAUUACAGCAGCGACAAUAGCUGCGAUAGUGACAAUGCCACUGGAAAUUAUAGUCAUAGUGACAAUAGUGGUAGGCAUGUGGCUAGUUGUAGCUUAAAAGUUUAUAAAAAAAAAAAAAAAAAAAAAAUUAAACCCACCAAACGCCUGAAAUCUAUUUCGAAAGAACAAUUUAAUUCGUGCCCAGAAAGAAUAAAAAAUGAACAACAUGUGAGCGCAAAUCACAGAGAUAAAAAAUAUAUACACAGUAAAAACAACAGUUAUGAAUACCAAAUGAGUUCGAAACAGAACAAAAGACAAACAUGUAUGAUUAGUGAAAGUAAAUUUGAAAAUGGUGCAAAAAAUAAUUAUCAUUAUACUUUAGAAAAAUUAGACAGUCUUAAAGAAAAGGGAGAAAGGAAUAGAGUGAACGACGUUACAUUUAACAGUGUUCAAAAUAAUUAUGUUAAUGAAAAUUUAAAGAAAAAAAAUAAAUUACAUGAGCAAUCGUUAAGCAAAAAAAAGUACCUUGCUAGAAGGAGCAACCUGUGCAAUCAAGAUUGUGCAUGUAGCAGUUGUAGUAGUUAUAGAAGCAAUAGCAUCCAUAGCUGCUCUUCCAAAAUGAGUGACCAAACUUCACAAUUUUUAAAAAAAGAAAAAAAAAAAAAAAAAAGGAAAGAGAAAAAUAUAAAAAUUUAUAGCAGACAUAGUAAUGGGAAAAACCAAAAAAAUACACUUUUUUCCUUUUAUGCAGAUUCAAGGAAUUGUAACAGUGAAUUAAAUAAUUCGUCCAUUUCUAUUUUACAAAACAGUUUAUUCGAAUGGAAUUGCAAAAAAUUAAUAUUAAAUGAUAAACAAAAUAAUCUACAAGAAAACUUAGUAAAUGUUACAAGUACCACCAAUUGUAAUGAUACAACGGUGGAUGAUGCAAUAAAGAAGAACGCAACAAAUGGUUGUGGAUCUGAAUCUCAAAGAAGUACUCCUAUAAAUGAGGGGUAUCCUAUGAUGAAUGAAAAUUAUGGUGAUUAUACAGAAAAGAAAUAUCUACAGGAGUCUUUACAAGAAAGGGAGGAUAAAUGUAUGAACAUGCACAUGACUUGUAAUGUAGAUCAGAGGAACACGAAUGAAUGGGUAACUUAUGAAAAUGUUAUGCAUAUACGUGAAAAUUUCAAAGCGAGAAAUAAAACCCAUAAUCAGAACCUAUAUACACAAAAUAGCCAAAAAGAAAUCGAUAAGAUCCCCUCAGAUAAAAUAGACAACUUAUGUGUAACAAAAGGCAAAACCAAAAAUUCGCAUCCAGAAAAUCAAAAGUCAUACACAUGCAAUCUGAUAACAGAAGAAAACAUGAAUAUCAGAUGCAAAAAUUACGAUUCUUUUAAAGAUAAAAUGUUGACAAAUGUUACAAGCAUGCACAGUAAGGAUAGAAAAAAUCUUAUUGAAACAGAUGGGAAAGAAAAUUCCAUUUCCUACAACAUAAAGAGAGAAUGUAGUAGUGAUCAUAGUGAUUUCAUAUUUUUAAAUAAAAAGGAAAAGCAAAUUAUUGAUGGAGGUAAUGAUAAUUUAAAUUUUAAUUUACAAAUAAAUUCAUACAAUUAUAAACAGUUGAGAGAAAAUGACAAAAUACAUAUUCAAAACCAUACUGAAAUGAACAAUCUACAUAAUUGCAAUCUUCCCUUUUAUAACACAGACAUAUGUCAAGGAAAAGAUAUUAAAGAAAUUAUUAAAAAUAAUAAAACAAGAAUAGAACAUUUGUACGAUAAUGAAGUAAAUCAAAGUCAUUUAUGCGUUGACGCAAAUUUUAAUGGAUUUAAAUAUAACACAGAUAAUCAGAUGGAAGGGAAAGAGAAUCAAACCCCAUCUUUUGUUAAUAAAUUUCACAAUUCCUACAACUCAGAAAAAAAUUAUUGCUCGUAUUCUAUCAACUCCUACAAUGAAGAUUCAGAAGACAACAAUAUAAUUACAUGUUCCUUAGAUAGUUUCAAUGAGGAAUUCAACAACCCCAUAUCAGUGCCCACGCCAGCGGAUUCUAUUUUUUCUGAUGUCAGUAUGCAUUCACCACAAAAAAAGAAUUUAAAUGAUAUAAGUAAACCACCUAAUUUUGAAAGAAACCAAAUGGGUGAUAUGACAGUAACUCAUCAACAUUCUCCUGAUGGUGCAGAUGAUUAUGGAAACAGUGGAAAUUAUUUCACAACUGACAUGUACAAUCCCAAUAGUUCGAACUUGCAGCGAGGUGGAAACGCAAGCUUAGGAAACGGUCGAUUCACAGGAAACACCUUCCAAAUACACAAGGAACAUGUGAAUUAUAAUAAAGAGGAAGAGCAAUUUUAUGGAAUCAAUUUGAUUAAUAAAAAAGAUGACGAAAAAUCGUUAUGUCUUACUCCCAGUUAUUUUCCUAAAAGGGAAGAUACAAGCUCAUGUAGUGACAAUUUGAAGAAUUUAAAAAUGCAGAGUAAGUACAAUUCAAACAUGGUACAUGAUGAGCACCAAAACAAUUUUGUAAAAUAUAAAAAUGGGAUGCAAAAAGAAAAAAGGAAUAUAUAUAAUGCUACGUUAGAUGAUGAAAACAGUAUUUACGAUAGAAAAGGCAUAAAUGAUAAUAGAAUUGUAACUGAAAAUAUGAACCAUUUAGAUAUGAAUUUGAUUUGCAAACAAAAAAAAAAUAUCAGUAUGCAAAAAACAUACGAAGAUGCACAUCAAAAGAAUAAUAACAUUUACGAUCAAAUGAAUAAUUCAUCCGAUAACAUAAGAAAUAACAUAAUCGGUGUAGAAGAAUGCGAAGGAGAGGGAAUUAAAGAAUUUGAAAAAAAAAAAAAAAAAUAUACAUUGCAUAAAAUAGUAAACACGUUGGAAAUAAAAGAAACGAAAAUAAAAACAAAGCAAGGAAUUUUCGAAAUCACAUCGGAGGGAGAAAUUUUGUUUACCUUUUUAGGGAGAUCAGAAAUUAAAGAAUAUAAAAAUGUGAAAAGAAACAAUAUGAACAUAGAUAUAUCCAAACCAAGAAAAUUAUUAUUUAUAAUUGAAAUAAAUGGAAUAAAUAUAAAGAUAAAAGAUGUUUUGAUAAAUGAUAUACUAGAUUUUUACAAUUUAUUGGAAGAAGAAUUACCAAAAGCACACAAGGUAAGAUAUGAAUAUGCCUAUGAUGUUAUCGAAACGUUAAAAAAACAUACUCCUAAGGUGUCUCUAACCAAAAAAUGGCUUGGUGUGUACAAUCUAAUGAGUAAUGGAACCACACCUGACUUUAUAGCUACAUUGAAGAAUAACAUGUUUAUUGACAAGGUUGAAAUUAAAAAUAACCAAGUAACUUUUAUUUUAAAGGAUAGAAACACAGUGACCUUGAAUAUUGAUGAUUUAAAUGGAGUCACUACAAAAAUUACGAGGCAAAUGAAAAAAAAGGGAGAAAUAGGAGAAAGGGGAGAACAGAACAGUACACAAGUGAAGAAACUUGACGAGAAAAGUGACAAACAGAGCGAUGUAUUUUCAAAAGAAAUAAUUUCAGAUGAUGAACAAGAUGUAAAAGCUGUUUUACUGAAUUUGCAAAUAUUAUUAAAAAAGACUGGAGUGUCCAUCGAUAUAAUUAUCCAAAAUUGGUGUAAUACUUUGCAAGCAUAUUCACAAUGCCUGAGUCUAUUAACAAAAGGAAAUGCAGAAUAUACCCUCAGGUUAAAAAAGGAGUUAGCCAAUGUAACAGGAAAAACUGAAAUUCUUAGGAGAGAAAUUUAUUUUUCCAUAUUCCCUGUCAUAAUUGAGGAGUGA